AUGCGGACGUUGCUGCUCGCCUGCCUCGCCUCUGGCUCAGGCCGCGCCCAGCUGAGCGCGCUGCGGGCGAGUUCCGACUGGGACGGCGCGCACGGCCUGCUGUGGUGGGCGCUUCGCGAGGCUCCCUCAUCGGCGGAGACGAUCCACUGCAACGUGGUCCUCGCCGCCCUCUCGGACGCCGCCGAGUGGGAGCGCGCGCUGGUGCUGCUCGAGCACAUGCGCGCCGCCGGCCUUCCGCGCGAUGGCUACUCCUUCUCCUCGGCCAUCUGCGCGUGCGCGCGGGCCGGCCAGCCGGAGGCGGCGGUCGAGACGUUCAAGGCCAUGUGCGCCGACGACUCCGUCGAGCCCUCCUCCGUCGCCUUCAACACCGCGCUCUCCGCAGCGCAGCGCGCCUCUGACCCC
Molecule: messenger RNA, 402 nt
Organism: Emiliania huxleyi CCMP1516
Lineage: Eukaryota; Haptophyta; Isochrysidales; Noelaerhabdaceae
Exons: 2
Molecular function (GO): protein binding
Source: RefSeq, a predicted model, not a curated record